Molecule: messenger RNA, 994 nt
Organism: Telopea speciosissima
Lineage: Eukaryota; Viridiplantae; Streptophyta; Magnoliopsida; Proteales; Proteaceae
Product: psbP-like protein 1, chloroplastic
Exons: 8
Coding region: 142-885 (247 amino acids)
Biological process (GO): photosynthesis
Cellular component (GO): photosystem II oxygen evolving complex; photosystem II; extrinsic component of membrane
Molecular function (GO): calcium ion binding
Source: RefSeq, a predicted model, not a curated record
CAUGACAACCAAGUUGACGUUGCUGCCAUUUCAAAAGCUUAGAAAGGAAGAACGCUCUGUUUCCUGCUUUUUCGUCUAUCCUUCAUGUCCUCUGCUAAAAUUUUAAUUCUAUCUAUAUAAUUUACAUCCCUACACACAGAGAUGACGGCGUCUCUAAGAAAUUCACCUGCAAUCCAUUGGACCUUGUUUCCCAAUCCCAAUGCUUCCUCUCAGGUACCCCAGAUAGGGCUUCCGAAGCCUGCGUUCUUCCCUUGUUCCAGAAGAGGCCUUCCCUUUUUAGUCAAGGCAGAGCUAACGCCUGCGGCCUCGACUUCUACUCGGCAAGAUAGAUUGGGGAGACGGCAAGUGCUUUCUGUUGGGCCAAUAACGACUUGGGUUUCUUUGUUAUAUUCAACUUCCUCAUCUUUUGCUGCAGAAGCUAAAAAAGGAUUUUUGACAGUCGUAGACAAGAAGGAUGGAUAUUCAUUUCUCUACCCAUUUGGAUGGCAGGAAGUAGUCAUUGAAGGUCAAGAUAAAGUAUUCAAAGAUGUAAUUGAGCCAUUAGAAAGUGUCAGCGUAAAUAUGGUUCCAACAAUCAAACAGGACAUUCGAGACCUUGGAUCCCCACAAGAGGUUGCUCAAGCUUUAAUAAAAAAAGUAUUAGUCCCUCCUUCGCAGAAAAGCAAGCUAGUGGAAGCAACAGAGCAUGAUGUUGAUGGAAAAACUUAUUACACAUUUGAGUUUGUUGCUCAAGCUUCAAACUUUACCCGGCAUGCUCUUGGUGCAAUCUCAAUUGGAAAUGGUAAGUUUUACACCAUAACAACAGGAGCCAAUGAAAGGAGAUGGGGGAAGAUGAAAGAUAAAUUGAACACUGUUAUUGAUUCCUUCAAAAUCUUCAAUGUUUGAGGCUGUCACCUGCUUCUCUAAACCAGAUUAGGAGUAACCCACUUCCUGAUAGCAAGAGCGUUUUGCUCCAUGACAGGUGUUAUGUCUGGGAAUUACUGUUGCCUGAUCU